This is a messenger RNA of Phalaenopsis equestris, 765 nucleotides long. RefSeq names its product 40S ribosomal protein S19-1-like. NCBI's taxonomy places the organism in Eukaryota, Viridiplantae, Streptophyta, Magnoliopsida, Asparagales, Orchidaceae. The record is from RefSeq and is a predicted model, not a curated record. Gene Ontology annotation, molecular function: RNA binding; structural constituent of ribosome. Gene Ontology annotation, biological process: ribosomal small subunit assembly; translation. Gene Ontology annotation, cellular component: ribosome; cytosolic small ribosomal subunit.
AUAAACUCGCGGCUUCGGCACCGAUAUAAAAUUUUCUCCUCCCUUCCGGCAGAAACCCUAUUACCUGUCUGAGCGCUCGGCGAGCCUCCUUUAAAUACAACAACUACUUGCGGCUAUAGUUGGUAAGAGAAGAUCGAGCAUGGAGACAGCGAAGGUCGGUCGAACUGUAAAGGAUGUGUCGCCACACGAAUUUGUCAAGGCGUACUCAGCCCAUUACUCAGCCCAUUUGAAACGAUCUGGCAAGAUUGAACUUCCUCACUGGACUGAUAUUGUUAAGACUGGAAGAUUCAAAGAGCUCGCUCCAUAUGACCCAGAUUGGUACUACAUUAGAGCUGCUUCCAUGGCAAGGAAGAUCUAUUUGAGACAGGGCAUUGGAGUAGGUGGCUUUCAGAAGAUCUAUGGAGGUCGCAAGAGGAACGGUAGCAGGCCUCCUCAUUUCUGCAAAAGUAGUGGUGCGAUUGCUCGCCAUAUUCUGCAGCAACUAGAGAAGAUGAAUAUCAUUGAAGCCCAUGAGAAGGGGGGAAGAAGAAUUACAUCGCAGGGCCGCCGCGACCUCGAUCAAGUUGCUGGGCGUGUGGUGGUUGUGGCAUGAAUCCUUAGCGGGUAUCUGUCCUUUACAUGUUCUUAGGAUUUAAUAUUCCAUCUUCUGCAAAUUUUGAUGUAUGCUGCUUCGUGUGAAUCUGAUUUUAAGAUGUAUUUAUUACAAUUACCAUUUCCAAUUUCUUUAAUUGUAAUUCUGGACUUUUGCGUGGACCUUUGAAACUA